GGGAGGAGAUUUGUACUAUGAUUCUCUCUUUACUUUUUUUUUUGUUACGAUUCUCUCUUUACUUUAUUUACCAAAAUUUCACAUGGAAAAAUCCUAGAUCAUAAAGUUGUGUUAUGUGCACUUUUAUGUUAUUCAUUGAUGAUUGAUGAUCUCUCUGUCUGUCACAAUGGAAACCGAGUCAAUCAUAGAGUGACCCAUCACCUCCUUCUCCACCUUGGCUAUAAUUAUCAUUUAACCACAUUUAUUCAUCAAUGCGUUUAUACAUAAACUCUAUCUUACUAUUUAUGAAUAAAUAAAUAAGCAUUAUUGUUACUAUAUACUAUUGGAUUGGAUUGAAGAAGAAAACGAACGUUCGUUUAUUUUUUUUUUUAUAUAUUAAUCCUCUGAUUCUCAGGAGUCUGAUAAUUUUCAUUUCAUUUAUUCACUACAUUGCAUGGGUAGCUAUAGAGUCUGCUUGUGUUUCCGGCGGAGGUUUAAGUCAGGGGAGGCGGUUGCGCCACAGGAGGUUCGGGAGCUGUUUAACGAGUAUGCUGAAGGUGGGGCUCAUAUGACUUCUGAUCAGCUCAGCCGGUUUCUGGCGGAGGUUCAAGGCGAGGUUUAUGAGAAGGAUGAACUCGACACACAGAAGGUGGUUGAGGAAGUGUUGCAAAAGCGGCAUCAUAUUACGAAGUUCGCAAGGCAUAAUCUUACGCUAGAUGAUUUUCAUCAUUACCUGUUUUCUACUGAAUUGAAUUCCCCUAUCAGAUCUCAGGUUCAUCAGGAUAUGACAGCUCCAUUGUCCCAUUAUUUCAUAUAUACUGGCCAUAACUCUUACCUAACAGGAAAUCAACUCAGCAGUGAUUGUAGUGAUGUUCCUAUUAUAAAGGCAUUGAAAAGAGGUGUAAGAGUUGUUGAGCUUGAUAUAUGGCCUAAUUCCAACAAAGAUGAUGUUAUUGUUCUACAUGGAAGGACAUUGACAACACCUGUGGAUUUGAUCAAAUGUUUGAAAUCGAUUAAAGAACAUGCUUUUUCGGCAUCUCCCUAUCCGGUCAUAAUAACGCUGGAAGACCAUCUUACAUCAGACCUUCAAGCAAAAGCUGCUCAGAUGAUAACUAAAACAUUUGGAGAUAUGCUAUUCUGUCCAAAUGACGAAAGCUUAAACAAUGUUCCGUCACCUGAAGAACUGAAGUACAAGAUCAUGAUAUCAACAAAACCUCCAAAAGAGUACUUAAAUUCUAAGAGUGUGAGGGAGAAUUCAAAACAAUUGCUGAAAUCCAAAUCGAAGGAUUCUGAUGAAGAUGAAUGGGGAAAAGUAGUCAACGAUGUUGUUAAUACACAAAAUGAAGAUGAUAAGGGUGAUUUUGAGUCAAAUCAACACAAUGAUGAUGAUGAUGAAUCAAAUGAUGAUGAAUAUGAAACAAAUCAGGAGAGUGAAUAUAAGCGUCUAAUCGCUAUUCGUGCUGGAAAACCUAAGGGUAGUCUUAAGGAAGCCUUAAAAGUUGAAGAUGAUAAAGUGAGACGCCUUAGCUUAAGCGAACAACAGAUUGAAAAGGCUUCUGAGUCGCUCGGAACUGAUCUUAUCAGAUUCACCCAGAAAAACUUUUUGAGGAUAUAUCCGAAGGGUACACGGGUGACCUCGUCCAACUACAAGCCAUUUGUUAGCUGGAUGCAUGGUGCUCAAAUGGUUGCAUUCAAUAUGCAAGGUUAUGGAAGAAAUCUUUGGUUGAUGCAUGGAAUGUUUAGAUCCAAUGGAGGAUGUGGUUAUGUGAAAAAGCCAGAUUUUCUUAUGAAUGUAGGUCCUAAUAAUGAGGUAUUCAAUCCUAAAGUUAAGUUGGAAGUGAAGAAGACUCUUAAGGUGAAAAUAUAUGGGGGAGAUGGAUGGAGUAUGGAUUUCAAACAAACUCACUUUGACUUAUAUUCUCCGCCAGAUUUUUAUGUCAGGGUUGGCAUAGCUGGAGUACCAGCUGAUGUAACAACGAAGAAAACAAAGAUAAUAGAAGAUAAUUGGACACCAACUUGGGAAGAAGAGUUUAAAUUCCCUUUAACCGUACCGGAACUGGCUUUGCUUAGAGUGGAAGUGCAUGAAUAUGACAUGUCUGAGACAGAUGAUUUUGGAGGCCAAACUUGUUUACCAAUCGCUGAACUGAAACAAGGGAUUCGCGCUGUUCCACUCUACGACCGAAAAGGAGAAAAGUACAACUCAGUUAGGCUUCUUAUGCGAUUCGAUUUUAUUUAAGCUGUUCUUUUGUACUUGGAGUAUGUUUCUUUUAUUAUGAAAAAGAAUGUUACAACUUUUUUCUCAAAUUAAACUUUGUGUUUUUCCUGUUUGGGUUUUGAUCAUGUGGAUUUGGCUUAAACUUUCAAAAGAUGUAUAUGUUCUGUGACUUUGUUCAUUUGAUUAAUGAUUAUAUAAGUAAAUAAAAAUUUAAAAUA
Molecule: messenger RNA, 2412 nt
Organism: Trifolium pratense (red clover)
Lineage: Eukaryota; Viridiplantae; Streptophyta; Magnoliopsida; Fabales; Fabaceae
Product: phosphoinositide phospholipase C 4-like
Exons: 8
Coding region: 434-2215 (593 amino acids)
Biological process (GO): phosphatidylinositol-mediated signaling; lipid metabolic process
Molecular function (GO): phosphatidylinositol-4,5-bisphosphate phospholipase C activity
Source: RefSeq, a predicted model, not a curated record